Acanthopagrus latus (yellowfin seabream) is the source of this 5654-nucleotide messenger RNA. RefSeq names its product ret proto-oncogene receptor tyrosine kinase (gene ret). The coding region runs from base 1035 to 4367 and encodes 1110 amino acids. Gene Ontology annotation, biological process: positive regulation of kinase activity; multicellular organism development; cell surface receptor protein tyrosine kinase signaling pathway. NCBI's taxonomy places the organism in Eukaryota, Metazoa, Chordata, Actinopteri, Spariformes, Sparidae. The transcript is spliced from 21 exons. Gene Ontology annotation, molecular function: transmembrane receptor protein tyrosine kinase activity; ATP binding; calcium ion binding. Gene Ontology annotation, cellular component: axon; membrane; signaling receptor complex. The record is from RefSeq and is a predicted model, not a curated record.
AGAUACAUGGUUUCAGACAGAUGCUUAUCUGUUAAAUGCCUUAGACUACCAAAAUAAUGAAUAUUAUUGCUAAUGACGACUUCAUCAGGUUGAAUUCAGCAUGUGUUUUUAGUAUAACAGCAGGCCCCAAGCAGCAUAGUUUAAUAAUUUCAUAACUACACACAUAAAUAUAAACUCACCAGUGAGGAAUUCAGCUCUUUAUUACUUUCAGUUCCUGCUAAUUAAAAGGUGCCUUCCUUUCUAUAUACACCCGACGGUUCUUUUUCAAUUUCUGACUCUGCGUCAGUCACAAACUGAAGAACACACCUUUGUUUCAGUCCAGCUGAUACAAAUGAGACAAACUAAGUCAGCCUAAGGCAGCAGGGUAACAGUGGUGAUGUUGUUUUCUGCUGCUUGGUGAAAGUUACUGGAGCUCCAGAGAAGCCCCUGCUGUCCUCUCUGCAGCCCAGCGAGCUCCAGUGUUUUCUGCUCCAUGCAGAGACAUUGAUUGGAGAGCAAUUGCUGUGUGAGUGACUGGUGUCCUGCCCCGAGGCUGCAGCAAUGCAUCACUCCACACCGUGCAGUCACAGAGAGAUCCCUCAGAGUAACACAGCCUUCAACCUCGGGCACUCUCAAGACCGGGGAGGUGAAAGGUCCCACUGAGCUUGACCAAGAGUCACUCUGCAGCUCUUACAACAGUCUGAUGCACUUAGCCAGUGCAGAUAUGCUGCGCUGCCUGCUGCUGCUGCGGAAGCAGCGGGGCAGUGUGUAGUGAAGCAGUGAACCUCCUCCCCCUGGUCAGCCAGCCAGUCAGCCCAGCAGCAGCCAGUGGAGCCGCACACAGCAGCCCGUCUAUGGGACACUGAGGACUUCAUCUGGCUGCCCGGAGCCGCGCACACAGGACGCACACUGGUUUAUUCAUCCAUCGCCUCUCAUUUGUUUUAUCGACUUUGAAUUUUAUUUUUAUUUAUUUAUUUAUUUUUUUAAUUCGUCGUUCGAAGGAACUUUUCUGAAGCCUGUUUCCAUUCAGAAACUUUCACUUAUGGUUCGCGAAUAUGGGGUCAAGUUGUGGUUUCUCUCGGGGAAACAUCGCUGUGGUGGUGCUGCUGCUGCUGGACGGAGCAACAGGACUGUACUUCCCUCAGAAUGAGUACACUGAGACUGUAUACGUUGGCCAGCCGGCAGGGACGCCGAUCCUCCAGGUCCACGCCAUGCUGGACAGUAACUCUGAGCGGCCACAUUUCUACCUUUGCUGGACGAGCAAUCUCAGACGUCCAUCCUACAGCUCCUGGUUCACCCUGGACAUCCACACCGGGAUACUUUCCUUGAAUAAAACCCUGGAGGAGAGCGACUUCACCUCGCCAUAUCAAAAGUCAUGGUCUGUGAAGAAGCUGUUCCUGCAAGCCAUGGUGUUACAAGACUUCACCAAGAAGUCCCAGUGCAGCGGCAGAAACUCCAUUCGGAUCAUUCUUGACUUUGUCAAUGCCACGAUGCCUCAGUGUGCUCAGACAGAUAUGAAGGAACUAUGCUUCCCGCACAGAGACACAUCCAACCCUCACAUCAUGGAGAACAGGUUCCCCGGGGCUCUACGGCAACUCAGACGUCUCACCAGACUCAACGUGUGCCCUAACUACACCAUCUCCUACAAUGUGGAAUCAGAAACCCCAGCACCAUUUGCUGUCAAUGAGAACACCACAGAGCUGGUGGUCACUGCUCCGUUGGAUCGCGAGGAGAGCGAACGCUACAGACUCCUGCUGGUUUGCACCGUCCGGACAGAAACGGUCAUCACCAAGGUGGAAACGUCACUGGAUGUUUUUGUCAAUGAUGAGGACGAUAAUGCGCCGUACAUGAAUGGAACGGACACAGCAGAUAUUAUUAUCAGCUUCAAUCGGACGAUGGGUGGCUCUUUUGGCAAUUUGUUCGUCUUUGACAGGGAUCUAACCCCCAUCUUUCCCAUAGACCAGAGCCACAACAGGUAUGAUGGGAACUUGCUCAAUAGUGACCAAUGGAUAAAGAACACGUUUGAUAUUAAAGACACCUUCAGUGAAAAGAAAGCUGCUCGUGGAGGCAUUCGAGAGACAGUCCACAACUAUAAGCUCGUUCUGAAGAGGAACCUGUACGUGACUGAGAAUCGCACCCUGCAGCUGGACUACUUGGUCAAUGACACCACCUACCCCGGCCUGGAGGGAACAGUGGUGCUGCACUUCAACGUCACCAUCUUACCGGUCCACAUUCAGUUCUCCAACGUCACGCAUAUGUUCACAUUGACACGCAGAGCGUCUGUUUAUGCACAGGUUGGCAGAGUCUGUGUGGAAAACUGCCAGCAGUUCGAUGGCUUCAGCAUCACAUACCGGCUCGAGGUGCCAGAUAAGAACGUGUCCGCUGACGUGCUGUCCUGCUACACGGCCGUGAGCAUCACCCAGGCCCCAGACGAGAUGUGGGGACUGCUCUAUGUGAAUGACACGGAGGCGCUGCGCAGGCCCGAGUGUCAGGACCUGCAGUACCUUGUUGUGGCUCAGGAGGAGCCGACAAAACAGGAGUCCAGCACACAGAUCCACAUUAUUCUAGAUAGUGAAGCAAACAAGGCCAAUCCGGAGAACCAGCAGUUCCUGUCCUGUGCUGAAAACAGACGGCGAGCAGACUGUGAGUCUGCCCGAGGCCUGGGAGCAACAACAGGGAGAUGCCAGUGGAGGCAGGGCAGUGAGAAAGGAAUAUCUGAAAAGUACUCGACCUGCUCCCCUGACCUGCGGACAUGUCCAGAUAGCUUUUGUGAUGCAGUUGAAAGCAAAGAUACGUCAAUAUGCCCGCAAGACUGUACAAAGGGGAGUGUAAUCGGAGGUCAUGAACGAGGCUUGAGGAAUGGGAUCCAGGCCGGUUAUGGAACCUGCUACUGCUACACCGAGAAAUGCUUCUGUGAGAAGGAAGACAUCGAGGAGGCGAUAUGUGACGACAUGUGUAAGACCAUCAUCGCCACGGCUCUGCUCCUCUCCUUCAUUGUCUCCAUCCUCCUGUCCUCGUACUUCAUCCACCGGUACCACAAGAACUCGCCUAAACCCCCGAUUGCCUCUGCUGAGAUGACUUUCCGAAGGCCAGCUCAGGCUUACCCCAUCAGCUUCCCUGCUAACAACUUACGUCGGGGUUCACAGGAUUCCAACGAGACUGACACCUUUAAAAUACCCGAGGAUCCUAAGUGGGAGUUUCCUCGUAAAAACCUUGUACUUGGCAAGACUUUAGGAGAAGGAGAGUUUGGGAAAGUUGUUAAGGCCACAGCGUUCAGGCUGAAAGGAAAAGCUGGUUACACCACAGUGGCUGUGAAAAUGCUUAAAGAAAACGCCUCCAACAGUGAGCUGCGAGACCUGCUGUCAGAAUUCACUUUACUGAAGCAAGUCAACCAUCCGCACGUCAUAAAGAUGUAUGGAGCAUGCAGCCAGGAUGGCCCUUUGUAUCUGAUCGUGGAGUAUGCCAAGUAUGGGUCACUCCGUAACUUCCUGCGAGAGAGUCGGAAAGUUGGCCCGAGCUACAUGGGCAGGGACGCCAACCGAAACUCCAGCUACCUGGAGAACCCAGACGACAGGGCACUCACCAUGGGUGACCUGAUCUCCUUUGCAUGGCAGAUCUCCAGAGGCAUGCAAUACCUGGCUGAGAUGAAGCUUGUUCACAGGGACCUUGCCGCGCGAAAUGUCCUCGUAGCUGAAGGACGGAAGAUGAAGAUCUCAGACUUUGGCCUUUCCAGAGAUGUGUAUGAAGAGGACUCAUAUGUUAAGAGGAGCAAGGGCCGCAUACCUGUUAAAUGGAUGGCAAUAGAGUCCUUGUUUGAUCACAUUUACACAACGCAAAGUGACGUCUGGUCCUUUGGUGUGCUGUUGUGGGAGAUUGUGACACUGGGGGGAAAUCCAUACCCAGGUAUUGCUCCCGAACGCCUCUUUAACCUGCUCAAGACCGGCUACAGGAUGGAGAGACCGGAGAACUGCUCGGAGGAAAUGUACAACCUCAUGCUCCGGUGCUGGAAACAAGAAUCAGACAAGAGGCCGACGUUCUCAGACAUCAGCAAAGAACUGGAAAAGAUGAUGGUGAAAAGUCGGGAUUACCUGGACCUGGCGGCGUCCACGCCAGCCGAUGCCCUGCUGUACGACGACGCCCUCUCUGAAGAGGACACACCACUAGUGGACUGUAAUAACGCCCCUCUCCCUCGAACCCUCCCCUCCACAUGGAUUGAAAACAAGCUCUAUGGCAUGUCAUACCCCAACUGGCCCGAGAAGAGCCCGGUACCGCUCAACAGACAUGAUGCCACUAACCCAGUCUUUACAAGAUAUGCCAAUGAUAGUGUUUAUGCAAACUGGAUGGCUUUGCCUUCACCCGCAAAAGCUGUGGACAAGCUUGAUAGCUAAAGACAAGCCAACACUGUAGAAAAGAUGACUAAUCGGUAGAUGUGUAUAUUUCUAAAAGACUGUACAUAUACGAUCUGAUGCUAAAGUUGGUUCCCUUUUCUUUCUGUUGCACGGGUAUUCAACAUUUUAAAACUGGGGUCUUGUUGCUGCAAAAGCGGCUGGAUCAGUAUAGACCACGCUUCAUUCAGCUCUUCAGUAUGUUAAUUAUUACCUCACGGGUCAUGUUGGCCAAGUUGUACCACUGCAUGACUAUUGUACCAGAUUGUAUGCCAGUGUCAAUGUCUUUUAAGUGCCUGUGCCGCUUCUACAAUAGCCUCCAAUUGUUAAUGUGCGACUGUGAAGAUCUUGUUCCAGCCCAGGAAUUAAAGGGGACGUCUUUACCAUCAUCUGUUGUAGACAGCUGGGACUGAGAGGACAAAAGCAGAAAUGCUGAACUUGUUCUGGAAAUGUAAAGUUUCUACUUAAGAGGAUUGUGCUCCUCAAACUGUCAAAGACCCAUUUUGUGUUUCUCCCACAAAAUGUUUCAAAACUGUUCUUGCCAAAGAAAAGUAACGCAGACAUGUUCAGUGAACAGUUUUCAUGCUUUUAUUUGUAUUUUGUUUUUGUUUUGUUGUUUUUUUUUUUACAUGAAAAAUAUCAACUAGCGGGUGCAACUCCAGUGUAAAGGACAUGAGGCUUAAUGUAGAUUGUGACCAUGUCCUGUGUCAGACUACAGUUCACUUUUUGAUUCACUGUAAUGGCAAUCUUUGUGGAAAAAGUAUGAUUAUGUAAACUAAUGAGUGUUAUCAUUGCUACAUUGUUAUUAUUUGAUUAUGUUCCAAUUAAUAAUAAACAUUAAAAAUGUGCAGUAUGUCUGUUCACCUCAUGUCUCUGAGAAUAGAUAGUACGCUUUUAUUUGUUGAUUUUUAAUUUUUUUACAUUGUACAAGAUCCAACUUAUGUUUUGUUGGCUCACAUAAAUUAAUAUUUUAUAACAUCGCAAUAUAAUGUUUGGCUUCAGUUCGCCUUCUUAAAAUGAUUUGUUAAUCAUACGCUCCAUUUUUAAGAAAUGUUUGCAAUUAGAUUCUAGUCAAAUAUUUGCAGUAGCAGCCUGGGAGGUGUUUGUCCACAAAAGCCAUUUCAUGUGUAAAUAUUCGAUGUUGCGGAAUAAUGCAAAUUUUAUGUGCCUUGUCCAUUUCCACUGAGUCUCAAGUCUGAGCUCCGCUCUUGUAUGGACUGUUAGCACAUAUCUGAUGUUGAGAAACUGAUAAAGUUUUAAGUUUUAGAGGCAAAGAUUUGUGUUUCAGUG